Molecule: messenger RNA, 2703 nt
Organism: Phyllostomus hastatus (greater spear-nosed bat)
Lineage: Eukaryota; Metazoa; Chordata; Mammalia; Chiroptera; Phyllostomidae
Gene: CCHCR1
Product: coiled-coil alpha-helical rod protein 1
Exons: 18
Coding region: 215-2548 (777 amino acids)
Biological process (GO): protein export from nucleus; cell differentiation
Cellular component (GO): centriole
Source: RefSeq, a predicted model, not a curated record
UCUAGAGCCACCCGCCACCGGGGCCGCUCUGCGGAGGCGCAGUUAGAGGCGGAGACCCGCCUGGGGCGAAGUGUAAGGGGGUGUGACCUAAGGGCCAAGGGGGCUCUCGUGCUCGGUGACCUGAAAAUUAAAUUGCAGUGCCCUUGUUUCUCCUGUUGUCCAGGGGAACAUAGAUGGCUGGACACAGAAUCUAGAGACUUCAAAUAAUGUGGAGAUGUUUCGACCUUCAGGUUCCACUGGGCUCAUUCCCCCAUCCCACUUCCAAGCUCGGCCCCUUCCAACCUUGCCAAGAAUGGCUCCCAACUGGGUCUUAGACAUUCCUCUGGUCCAACCCCUGGCCCAUCAUGAAGUCUCAGAGAGGCGGCCAGACAACCAGAGACCUCAAGUGAUCAUGUGGGAACAGGAUGUUUCUGGUGAUGGGCAGCAACCAGGGCAGAGGGGCAGGUCCGUGGAGCUACAGGGGUCACAGGCCUUGAGCCAGCAGGCUGAGCUGAUCUCUCGGCAGCUGCAGGAGCUGCGGCGGUUUGAGGAGGAGGUCCGGGUCCUGCGGGAGACCUCAUUGCAGCAGAAGAUGAGGCUGGAGGCCCAGGCUGUGGAGCUGGAGGCUCUGGCACGGGCAGAGAAGGCUGGCCGAGCUGAGGCCGAGGGCCUGCGUGCUGCCUUGACUGGGGCUGAGGUUGUCCGGAAGAACUUGGAAGAGGAGAGCCAGCGGCAGCUGGAGGAAGUUCAGAGGCUGCACAAGGAGCAGCUGUCCUCCUUAACACGGGCUCGCCAGGAGGCUCUUUCCAGUCUGACCAACAAAACCGAGGGCUUGGAGAAGUCUCUGAACAGUUUGGAAACCAGGAGGGCAGAGGAAGCCAAGGAAUUAGCUAUGGCCCAGAAGGAGGCUGAGAUGCUACGGAAGCAGCUGAGCAAGACCCAAGAAGACUUGGAGGUUCAGGUGACCUUGGUUGAGAACCUAAGGAGAUACGUAGGGGAACAAGUCCCCCCUGAGGUCCACAGCCAGAUGUGGGAGUCAGAGCGACAAGACCUCUUAGAGACUGUGCAGCACUUGCAGGAGGACCGGGACAGCCUACACUCGACUGUGGAGCUGCUGCAGGUGCGUGUGCAAAGCCUCACCCACAUCUUGUCCAUGCAGGAGGAGGAGCUGGCCAGGAAGGUUCAGCCUUCAGAUUCCUUGGAGCCCGAGUUGCCCAGGAAGGUCCAGUCCCUGCUGAAGGGCUGGCGGGAGAAGGUGUUUGCCCUCAUGGUGCAGCUGAAGGCCCAGGAGCUGGAGCACGGAGCGUGCGUGCAGCAUCUGAAGGGACAGGUGGCAGAGCUCCAGGAAAGAACUUCAGCCCAGAGUCAGGAGCAGGCCAUCCUGCAGCGGUCCCUGGAGGACAAAGCUGCACAGGUGGAGGUGGAGCGGAUGGGCGCCAAGACCCUGCAGAUGGAGCUGAGCCGUGCCCAGGAGUCCUGGCGCCGGGGGCAGCAGCAGGUGGCUGUGGCUGAGGAGCAGCUGAAGCUUGUGGCCAACACUGUCAGCAGCUUUCAGACCUGGCUCCAGAACACCAUGGCCAAGGUGGAGCAGGCCGCAGCCCGGCUGCCCAGCCUCAGCAGCCGAGUCAGCUAUGCUGUCCGCAAGGUCCACACCAUUCGGGGUCUGAUGGCUCGAAAACUGGCGCUUGCUCAUCUGCGCCAGGAGAGCUGCCUGCUGCCCCCACCAACCGAGGAUGUGAGCCUUGAGUUGGAGCAGCUGCGGGAAGAACGGGAUCGUCUGGAUGCAGAACUGCAGCUCAGUGCCCACAUCAUCCAGCAGGAGGUGGGCCGAGCCCGGGAGCAAGGGGAGGCGGAGCGGCAGCAACUGAGUUCGGUGGCCCAGCAGCUGGAGCAGGAGCUUCGGCAGACCCAGGAGUCCUUGGCCACUGUGGGGCUGCAGCUGGAAGCAGCUCGCCAGGGCCAGCAAGAGAGCAUGGAGGAGGCUGCCAGUCUGCGGCAGGAGCUGACCCAGCAGCAGGAAACCUAUGGGCAAGCUCUGCAAGAGAAGGUGGCUGAAGUGGAAUCCCGGCUGCGGGAACAGCUCUCAGAAACAGAAAGAAGACUGAAUGACGCUCGGAGGGAGCAUGCCAAGGCCGUGGUUUCCCUGCGCCAAAUCCAGCGCAAAGCCACCAGGGAAAAGGAGCGGGACCAGGAGUUUAGGCGCCUGCAGGAAGAGGCCCGGAAGGAGGAGGGGCUGCGGCUGACCCAGCGCCUGCAGGAGCUGGAGAGGGACAAGAACCUCCUGCUGGCCACCUUGCAGCAGGAGGGUCUCCUCUCCCGUUAUAAGCAGCAGCGGCUGUUGGCAGCUCAUCCUUCCCUGGAUAAGGGGAAGUCUGCGCAGUCCAGCCCAAGCCGGGCAGUGUCUUCAGUACCUGGAUCUCCAGCAGCUGCACUCUCCCCCAGGAAGACCAUAAAGGGAUCCCUCUGUGUCCUGCUCGAUGACCUGCAGGGCCUGAGUGAGGCCAUUUCCAAAGAGGAGGCUCUUUCUCAAGGAGACAACCAAAACUCUUCUGCUCCCGUCCAUCAUUGACCAGUUGGGCGCUGGGACACCUGGGAGCUCAGGGGGGCCUGGGGGACCAGUAGGAUCAUGGAGAAGUGGGGUGAGGUUUGUGGGGUCUGCCCUUGGGGACGCUAGCCACCAAGGUGUCUGUGAAGUCUGUGCCUCAAUAAAGAUGACUGCAGUAG